Messenger RNA from Ilyonectria robusta, 1635 nucleotides. RefSeq names its product zeta-crystallin. The coding region runs from base 276 to 1301 and encodes 341 amino acids. Gene Ontology annotation, cellular component: mitochondrion. The record is from RefSeq and is a predicted model, not a curated record. Lineage: Eukaryota; Fungi; Ascomycota; Sordariomycetes; Hypocreales; Nectriaceae. Gene Ontology annotation, molecular function: oxidoreductase activity. The transcript has 3 exons.
GCCAACUAUAGUACAUCACUGGGGGAAUACACUGUACGGUCUCCAUCUUGCCGGUUUGUACCACGGUAAGAAAAGAGGUUGGUUCUCAGCAGCCGCAGAAAUCACAUUUGCUAGAGAGUAUUCCCCUCACGGCAAUUCGGGAUGAUAUAGGACAAGCGCGGAACAACACUAUAGCGUAUAUAGAGACCUCAACCGGGUAGUUGAUGCUGGAGUGAAUUGCAACCUCGAUGAUCCUUGCAUAACACCGCGGGCAGUUCAUUGAUGAAGCCGUGGCCAUGAAAGCGAUUGUAGUGCACGAAUUUUACGGCUCUCUGGACGAUAUCCGGGUCUCAGAUGUACCGCCUCCACAGCCAAGGGCGGGCGAAAUUCUGAUCCGAGUUGUGGCAGCCGGUGUCAACUUCGUGGAUAUCUUAUAUGCGCAAGGGCUGCAUCAAAACAACAAGAGCCUAGUACGACCCCCCUUCACGCUUGGGUUGGAAUUUGCGGGCAUCGUCGUCUCGUCACCGGCUGCAUCAUCCUUUAAACCUGGAGAUGCGGUGUUUGGGGAUUGCGGGGGGUCCUAUUGCGAGUUUGUGGCGAUUCAGGAAAACUCAGGUUCGCUCCAGAAGAUACCGGCGUCAUGGGACUUUACCGAGGCUGCAGCACUCGGAGCAACCUUACCCGUCUCCUACGGAGCCUUGGUCCUCCGCGGCGGGCUAAAGGCGGGCGAGACGGUUCUUGUCCACUCCGCAGCUGGUGGAAUAGGAGCAAUGGCUACCCAGAUCGCCGUGGCAAUGGGUUGCCGUGUUCUGGGAACUGCAGGUGCUGCAGAGAAGUGCGCAUAUGCCGAGAGCCUGGGUGCGAGCAAGUGCAUCAACUACACGCAGGGCCACUGGUGGGAACGAAUUCUUGAAGAGACAGAUGGUAGAGGAGUUGAUGUUGUGUUUGAUCCCGUCGGUCUCGUUGAUCGCAGUUUGAAAUGCCUUGCGCAUCGUGGCAGAGUGCUCGUCACGGGCUUCGUGGGGUUGGAUGGUCAAAUGGAAAAGAUAGCCAUGAACCGGGUCUUGUUGAAGCAGGCGACUCUGAUCGGAUAUCGAUACGGAGAGUCUCUUCGUAGAGACCCAGACGAACGGCGGCUCAUGUGGCAAGAACUUCAACCUCUCAUGGAGAGCGGCCAGAUCCGGCCAACGGUUUCCCACUGCUACCCGGGCCUUGACAGCGUCCCUCAAGCACUCCACGAUCUAUCUAACCGCAAGAUUUCGGGCAAGGCAGUGAUUAGGGUGAGUGAGGGAGUGACGGGCUCGUCGAAACCGCGGCUGUGAGAGGCGUGGCAUUAGAAAUGAUGGAGAAAUUGGUAACACCUUGAUUUCGUAAGGUCCUCUUAAUAAAGUGCUCUAUGCUCGUUGCUCUGUUGGCUACCAUCCAUAGCGCAUGUCGAGCCUGUCUAUAUAAGUAGUGAGGCAACACGUUAUGGUUCUAGGAGUGGCCGUCAAAGAGCCGCCUCCCCCUCAACCCUGGUGAGCAUCUUCAACCAAGUUGGCCGGAGUAGACCGACAACCCGAAAUGAGGUAUUUGCUCUUUCUAAUGCGGAAGACUUGGAGUGAACAUGACAAAUCGUCUCAACCGCUUUAAGAUACUCCUUCCUCCCACCGAGGG